GGCACACGUGACUGCGCGGGAGGCCGCGCUUUACGGCGCCGCGCGACAGUUCCCGGUGCUGUGCCCUCAGCUCGCCAUGGCGUCGGGCAGCGGGACCAAGAACCUGGACUUCCGCCGGAAGUGGGACAAGGAUGAAUAUGAGAAACUUGCAGAGAAGCGGCUCACAGAGGAGAGGGAAAAGAAAGAUGGCAAACCAGCUCAGCCCGUCAAAAGGGAACUGCUGCGGCACCGAGACUACAAAGUCGACCUCGAAUCCAAGCUGGGGAAAACCAUUGUCAUCACCAAAACUACCCCUCAGUCAGAGAUGGGAGGGUAUUACUGUAAUGUAUGCGACUGUGUGGUGAAAGAUUCCAUCAAUUUCUUGGAUCACAUCAACGGCAAGAAACACCAGAGGAAUCUGGGCAUGUCCAUGCGGGUGGAGCGUUCCACACUGGACCAGGUGAAGAAACGCUUUGAAGUGAACAAGAAGAAGAUGGAGGAGAAGCAGAAGGAUUAUGACUUUGAGGAGAGGAUGAAGGAACUCCGUGAGGAGGAGGAGAAGGCCAAAGCCUACAAGAAGGAGAAGCAGAGAGAGAAGAAGAGGCGGGCAGAGGAAGAUUUGACCUUUGAAGAGGAUGAUGAAAUGGCAGCUGUCAUGGGUUUCUCUGGUUUUGGCUCAACCAAAAAGAGCCACUGAGCAGCCCCGGACUCUCCUCUUUCUCUAAACAGCUUGUUUUUACCCAGGGAACUCUGGAUAACUCUUCAAAGGACUUGAGGACUUGUAUGUAAAUCUCCCAGUAAAAGUUGGCUGGAAGAGUUGAAAAGUGAUUCCAUGCUCUACCUGUGCUGCAGAUCAAGCUCUGCCUCUCAUUAGCUCCCCUUCUCCUUAUGUGUCCUAGAUCUGGCUGCUCAGCUGCUCUGUGGCUGUGUGUGUGCAGGGAAGUGCUCUGUUGGGUACAUUUUUUUGUCAAUAAAGUGCACAUUCUGCACAGGUGGCCUGGUUCAGGUUUAAUCUAGUUGUCAGCCAGGCCCUACUUGUCACCCAAGCUGUGUUUGGGAUGCUGGGAGGGAUUCAGUUGCUUUUAGGCUCAUAAUGAAGGAAAUGUGCCACAGCAAGCAGUGUGAGAGGUGCAUCUUUAUGGCUUGUGCUAAGCAGAGCUGGUGGCUGCAUGGAGUCUGGGUUGCUGAAAUUUUUCUGUUUGUUUUUUCUGCAAGGGAGAUUUCCCUCCUUUUCUUUGUGUUUUAUCCCAUAAUUUCAGUAUCAUUAAGGUAGGGGAGAAAUUCCUCCCCAUGACUGGUCUAGGAUAGAGCCAAUGGAAGAAAGGUGUAUACAAUUUGCCAGAAAUAAAUGGAACGUUGUAAUGGG
This is a messenger RNA of Oenanthe melanoleuca, 1345 nucleotides long. It is a transcript of the gene ZMAT2, whose product is annotated as zinc finger matrin-type 2. Gene Ontology annotation, cellular component: spliceosomal complex; U4/U6 x U5 tri-snRNP complex. Gene Ontology annotation, biological process: mRNA splicing, via spliceosome. NCBI's taxonomy places the organism in Eukaryota, Metazoa, Chordata, Aves, Passeriformes, Muscicapidae. The transcript has 6 exons. Gene Ontology annotation, molecular function: nucleic acid binding; zinc ion binding. Bases 77 to 676 code for a protein of 199 amino acids. The record is from RefSeq and is a predicted model, not a curated record.